This is a messenger RNA of Microdochium trichocladiopsis, 1027 nucleotides long. RefSeq lists its product as uncharacterized. The coding region runs from base 193 to 909 and encodes 238 amino acids. The record is from RefSeq and is a predicted model, not a curated record. The transcript has a single exon. Lineage: Eukaryota; Fungi; Ascomycota; Sordariomycetes; Xylariales; Microdochiaceae.
ACUGCCGCAAGCACCACGGCCGUGGCCACACCGGCACUCACUUCGCCAGCGGUCGGGUCUCCCGUUGAAGAGACGCCCCCAGAUUCCGCCGCCAUCACGCCGGUCACAUCAAACUAUGCGAGUUCAGGGCCUCCUUCGUCUUACUUUGCAAAUCAGGCUCCGGCAUCGACCCCAACGAACAAACGUCCAAGAAUGAGUUCCCACGGCACUUUCGGUCCUCGGCCUCUGACAGGACGAACUUCAUCCAGUCUCAUGACUGGUGGCCUCGGCGGACCAGCACCCGCAAAGAGAGGUUAUGAUGUACCCAGCAACGCGCCUAUUCCGCACAAUCAUGCUAGACCGGGUGGUCCUCGCUCGUUUACGGGACCUAUAGGUUUCAGCAGGCCACCCGUCGGACGGUCUUUCACCAGUACACUAAGUGUUCCGCAGCCCUCAAAACUGUCAACAGUCCAGUAUGCCGAGGAUGUACGUUUGCCAGACCAGAUGCCUGAUAACUUCACCACCAGAAGUUCCGGACAUUCGACUCCUUCAGCGAGCCUGCCACCUUUUAGGCCCCCAAAGACCAGUGCCGAGGCGGCACCUGUGCCUGUGGAGGCCGCUACAAUGACGCCGGCAAUUCGCGUGUCUCCUGCGUCUCCCGAAGGGCCAUGGCCUUACCCGACAUCAGAAGCGACUCCAAGAGCUCAAAGUCCACCCGAGAGAAUGCUCGAGACGCUGCCCGUACCCAUGCCUGGGUGUCUUCCAAGUCCGUACUGGGUCAUGCGGAAGGCCCAACAUGCACAAAGAAGCAAAACUCCGCUCGCCUCGUCAAACGAGCACGCUGCCAGUCAGCUGCGGUGCCAGGCUAAGACAGUUCCGGCGCCAUAUUUUGAAGAUGUUCCUGAUGAGGGCGAACCGUCGCGACAAUAAAAAAGAUGUGUAGAUAGCCAACCUCUUACUCUAGUUUUCGGAGGAACAUAAUGUACUUUUGUUGCUGCUACGAGUACCUCACAUCCUGGUGUGCUCUCCGUUGCACCUGGUGAUCCAA